CUGCCUCAUGUUUAAAAAUCGUCAUUUAAGAUUUCGUGCAAAAUGGCGACAAGGUCAUUGAAGGAUAUUGCUACUAUUCUCAUUCUCCUGGUGGCUUACGCUGGUGCGACUUGCCUCCAUGAAAACUGCGCUACAUGUACCGACCCGACCCAGUGUAACUCAUGCAAUGAUGGCUGGUGGGGUCCACAGUGCACAUACAACUGUAGAGCGAAUACCGCGUGUCCGGGUUCAUGCCAGAUGGAUAACGGAUAUUGCACAUCCUGCUCUGAUGGGACUUAUACCAAUCAGAAAACUUGUCAAGACUGCUCCUACGGUUGUAAGACAUGUAGAACUGCAUCCUAUUGUCAGAACUGUUUUGAUGGUUACUUCCUAGUAGAUGGAACAUGUCAUAAUCAAUGUUUUGAAGGGUGUUCUCAUGCAUGCGACAUGUCAACUGGACAUUGUGCUUGUAAAGGCGGAUACUGGGGUAGUCGAUGUCAGGAAAAGUGCGGAAACUGUUCAGGAGGGACAUGUGUACAAUCCACUGGGUAUUGCCAAUGUAGUGACGGCUUCUAUGGGAGCCGAUGCACGUCUGUUUGUGGAUCUGGCUGCCUUGAUGGUAAAUGUGACGCAAGUACAGGCCACUGUCAGUGCCAGCCAUCCGGAUUAUGCAAGUGUAAAGAUGGUUAUUACGGUGAACAAUGUUCCUUACAAUGUCAUCCGUAUUGUGCUGUCUGUGUGACGAGUAGGAUGCACUGUAGUACAUGUAUACCAGGACAAUGGGGAUUACCAUACUGCAUUAACAGAUGUAAUGCUGGUUGUAAAAAUAGAACGUGUGACGAGAUAUCUGGACACUGUGAAUGCGCACUAGGGUAUUGGGGGCGUACGGAAGCCCCAUGUAUAAACAAAUGUAGUAAAGGCUGUCUUAAUGGUAAAUGUGAUGACGGUACUGGCUAUUGUCAUUGUAUUGAUGGUUAUUAUGGUGAUAAAUGCUCCUCAAAAUGUUAUCCAAGAUGCACUGCCUGUGUCACUAGUUAUACCAAUUGCAGCGAUUGUAAACCAGGAUAUUGGGGAGCAUCUUGCUAUAAAAGGUGUAAUACUUACUGUCAAUAUGGUAUGUGUGACCAUUAUUCUGGACAAUGCGACUGUAAACGAGGUCAUUGGGGACCUUUACAAUCUCCGUGUUCGAACAAGUGUAGCAAUGGGUGCAGAAAUUAUAGAUGUGAUGCCUUAACGGGACAAUGUGACUGCAAUCUUGGUUAUUGGGGACCAUCAUGUACAAACAGAUGCAAUGUGAAUUGCAAAGACGAAACAUGUGACGCCUCAUCUGGGCAAUGUGAAUGUAAACAAAAUUAUUUUGGAAUAUUAUGUAAAAAUAGGUGUAACGAGGGCUGCGAAAUUGAAACUUGUGAUUUAAAAUCUGGCCAAUGUGACUGCAAGCCGGGUUAUUGGGGGCAUUUGGCCAACCCUUGUACAAACGUUUGUAAUUAUGGCUGCAAAAAUAGAACUUGUGAUUUAGAUUCUGGAUAUUGUGAUUGUAUUAUAGGCUAUUUCGGCAAAACAUGUAACAACUCUUGUCCAGUUGGUUGCGCCCUGUUGGAAUGUGACAAGGAAACAGGACGUUGCAACGAUUGCUUGGAAGGGUAUUAUGGAGAACGUUGUUUGCCAGGAGGUAUCGAAAGUCAAAUCGCCAUCCAAAAGCACGUUGUGAUUACAGCCGUAUCGGGAGCAGUUGUGUCGGUAUUUAUUUUGACAGCUGGUGCGAUAGUCAUAGUCUGGAUUCUUAAGAGGAAAAGGGAUAAGAAAAAACAUAACGAAACGAACAAUGAGGCGACUAGAAGUCAGAAAGACCGAUACGAACAACAACAGCGGAGGGAUGGGGGUAUUGGGAUGUAUGAGAUUAUUCACGUGGGUUAACUACUCAAUACACAAGCAUUUCUUAAGCGACUUCCUCAACGAUAUUGUAUACGAGUAUCUCUCGUUGAGUGUAUGCUGAGUCUGUAGUUCCGUCGUAUUGGUAUUGUUGUGAUAUCUUUUACUGUAAAAAUUAUUAACAUUCUCAAGUGUAAAUUAAACCCUUUUCUCACAAUCUUGUCCUAUUUAUUUUUAAAGGACCAUUCACUUCGUUAAUUGAUUUUGCUUUACCUAAUCUAUUUAAAAAUACCACUGAUUUCGACAAUACUGAUUAACGAUUGUGGCUUUAGGCAGGAACAGGCUGUUAUGUCCGUAACGUAUUCGGUAUUAAAGGCAUCUAUCUAUUUGGGAAUAGAAAUGAGUAUUUGUCAUGAUAUAUGUUUUAUUUCAAGCUGAUAAGGAAAUAAAUAAAUACUCUAUUAUGUAUUAGUUUGAUUUUAAGCAAUUUAAAGCAUUAACUAUCCGUGCUCUUUGUACGUUAAAAUGCAUGCUUUCUGUUAAAAUUGGCAUGGUUUUAUAAGAAUGGUUCUCACAAAUUGCAAGCAGAAUAGCCGUAAUGUUAUAUACAUUACCAGAAAAAUGUGAUCUAUUAAAAAUUAUAGAUGCUUUUUUUGGAAACGUUAUUUUUGCAAUUUUGUAGUAGGUUUUGCAAUUUAUGGUGAACAAUAAUAUAUUUCAAGCAAAACAAAACAUUUAAUACCCGAAACUUUUUUGUCAGCUAAUGUAAGUAACCUAAAAUAUAUGUUUCCUACAGAAAAUAGUUUAUGGAUUUUUGUGAAAGAGAUCUGAAUAUAAUCAUAUGUCCAUCAAGAUGCUAACAUUUUCACUACCUAUGUGACCAAUUAUGAAGAUGUACACAAGCAAUACAUUGAUAAUAGUGUGUAUUCCUGACUAACAUGUAUCUUUUUAAAAGGUUGUUUGAAUAAUUUUAUUAUCCUUAUACAUUUUUAAAAUCGUAAUACAUUAUUUUAUAGUUCUUAUAAUAAACAUAUUGUUUUAAAAUCAGAAAAUAAUAUUUUCAUCCAUUUUUUUAUAAUAUAAUUAUUCUUUUAAAUACUAUACAUGCUACUUUUUUUUAUAAUCUUUCUAUUUGGGACUUCCACCAAGGAAGGGGACAUUGUUUUUGUUGUUAUAGGUCACAAUUUUAUUUGUAGAGCACCGCAAGAAUAUAGGUUGAGUUGUAACGAGCUUGAUGGUUAUUUGAUAGACAUAAUAUUGACUUUUAUGGCACUAAAAUUGUUAUAUAAUUCAGCCAAGGCCAUGAAUCACCACGCAAUAAUUGAGUGGAAGUUGAUGGUUUUGUCUGCAACCACAUCUCGAUUAAUUGGACACUUUAGGAAUCAGGACAACAAAUAGCUUUUUUAGAAAAAGUUGAGCGUUGUCUAUGUGUGCUGUUUAUAAUAUGUGUUGGAAAAGAAUUUGAUAUGGAUUACAGUGUGAUUAUUUGGCAUUCAGUUCAAACGUAGUUGUUUUGCUUACCUGUUUUAUAAUAAUUGGUGCACAGCUGUAGAUUAAUGCAUUUGGCUACAUCUUUUAUAGAUUAGGCCUUUGUAACUCUAAGGCAAUGUUAUUGAAUUAGCUUUGUUUUUGUUUUAUUUUUAUUUGCUUUCUUAUUUGAUAAGGAUGUAUCGAUAUCAUGCUAAAGCUUAUAAAAUAUCGUGCCUUCCGACAAUUUGUUUACCAAGUUUAUAUAAUUCCCAUCUUUAUGUAUCAUACGUCAUUGCUUAUACAACUUCGAAUCCACUGUUAAUAUGUCUCACCCGUACAUGAUAUUAACAUUCAUUUUGCUAUAUAAUGAAUAUUUACAUAUUUCUAACCUGAUGCAUUGCACUUAAUAUUUCAUUAUACAAAUUAAAUACUGUGAUGCUGUCAUGUCGUUGAUGCUUUUAUAGAACAGAACACUCAAAACAGCCCGAAAAGAGUUUCAACCUCUAAGUCGUGCUCGCACUUUUCUAUACAUACCCAGCACAAUUUCAAUACCUUGCUACGAAUUCCCAAUUUAUAUAACUUAGCUAUAGCCCAGUUCUAUAUAUACCAUCAAAAGCUUGUUUUUUAAUCAAGAAAUACACGUGCUAGACAUUAUUUUUCAUUAAGAAUAGUACUUACAAUAGCGCUUAGUACAAAAAAAGCCUCCACUGUUGAUGUACCUUUUCUUUCUAAAUCAUAUUUUGCAUCACUUAGAAUGUUGUUUGUUCAACCCAAUUAGAUUUUCAGUUAUUACUAAUUUCAGUGAAUAUUUUCGAAAAUAGCUUAGAAUGGUAAUUCUUCUAUGUUUGUUAACAUCGGUAGGAUCAUGUUUUUAAAAUAAAGGUACUUAAAGACUAUUCGUCCACUAAUCGGGAAAGAAACCAGCAUCGAAUAUAUAUGUCAUAGAUUGGUCCACGAGGUGCGGCAGGAAUAAUGUUGUUCUCCUCUGAUUUUUUCAUUAUAUUUUAAUGAUCUAGAAGAAAUUGUCUUACUAAAUGGCUAUCAAGGGAUUAAGUUGUAUGUAUUCUAAAUAUGUUUGCUAUUAUAUGACGAUGAUAUUGUUCUAUUUUCUCAAACGCCAGAUGGUUUUUAGGUUUCCUGUUUGUGAUUUUAUGUUCUAUAUCUUUGGCGUUUACCCAGUGCCAAUAAACAGGGUUUAUGUUUAAACGUUUUGCUACUGAGCUUGUUUCUGUAGCUUUUCGCAUAAAUAUUAAAUUUUAAUAAUAUUACUUUUUCGUCUAGCUACGCCUACGAUAUGCUAGUUGUUUGAUUUUGUAAGUUUCUAUGGUUACCAAAAAUUAUUUUGUCUGUUUCAUGCUCAAUACUACUAUCAAAUAUCAAACUAUAUCAAACUAUAUCUGCUGUCAUAUAUAUGAUAUUUUAAUAAGAUAAAACAUGGUUGACCAUGAUUUUUGGUUGAUAAUUGCCACAGUGAGAAGAAUAAUUGCCCGAGUCAUUUGUCAAUGAUUUAUACUGGUUUUGAAAAAUAAACUGUGGAACAACAUAGAAUAUGAGAAGCAGGAAGUCUGAACGAAAAGAAAAUGAAACGUAAUAAAUUUGUUUUGAAUGGCAUUAGCUAUUUAGAAUAACGAGUGCAUUGAAAUUAAAACGUAAAACCCUUUAUCACGUGUUUUCGGAAUAAGAUGCAAUAUUUCAUUUUUAAAAAACAUAUUUCUUAUUUUUACUUCGGCUGAUUUUGCCAUUCAUCUCAAUAUGUGAACACAGCUAGGGUCGAUCAAUCACAGGAGCAGUUUUAUAAGAUAUUGGACUUGAAUGACCCUAGCCAUUUCGCUGGAAUAAUGAACAUUUCUCAGCAGAAAAGGUAAAACAAAACGUUGCGACAAAACAACUUUUUCUGACGUUAGAUUUUUUCUCAUUAAUUCGCAUUGAAAUUACUAAAACUUAGUGUCUUUUGUUGGAUAUCUAAUGAUUUCUGAUCCGAAAUAAAGAAUUGAUCCAAUUAGACUAUCAAAAUAUUCGAUUUUUCUUUUAUAUUAAGGUUUAGUUGAUUAUAAACAGUACACAAAUUUUGCAAAGGGAAGGUUGUGGUAUGUGUUCUUGUGUCCUUUUCAAGUUUACGUUCUUGAACUACGUUAAACAUUGAAAUGAUUCUACUAGAUUUGUGUUAUUUAAGUUGAGAGUGUAACUAGUUUUUCUCUUUUGAAUAUCAUUGCUUGAGUUUUUGAUGUAUUUACUUUUAGGACCCAUAAUACACAAUAGACUUGUAGAUCAAUGAGUAUUGAUUGUAAGGCUUGUGGUGUAUGAGCAAAACUAAUAGCGAAA
Molecule: messenger RNA, 5643 nt
Organism: Mya arenaria
Lineage: Eukaryota; Metazoa; Mollusca; Bivalvia; Myida; Myidae
Product: multiple epidermal growth factor-like domains protein 10
Exons: 5
Coding region: 43-1896 (617 amino acids)
Molecular function (GO): scavenger receptor activity
Source: RefSeq, a predicted model, not a curated record